Messenger RNA from Enterobius vermicularis (human pinworm), 1878 nucleotides. The record is from the annotation of a GenBank genome assembly. NCBI's taxonomy places the organism in Eukaryota, Metazoa, Nematoda, Chromadorea, Rhabditida, Oxyuridae.
GGGGCUGUCAUUGGAAUUGAUCUUGGAACAACAAAUUCUUGUGUGGCUGUUAUGGAAGGAAAACAAGCUAAGGUCAUUGAAAACUCGGAAGGUAUCAGAACAACACCCUCAACUGUUGCCUUUACAAAGGAUGGUGAAAGGCUUGUUGGUGCUCCAGCUAAACGGCAGGCUGUUACGAAUUCCCAGAACACCCUCUAUGCAACGAAACGUUUAAUUGGUCGACGAUUCGAUGAUGCUGAUGUACAGAAAGACUUGAAGGUGGUUCCAUUUAAAAUUGUUAAAGCCUCCAAUGGUGAUGCGUGGGUGGAAGCGCAGGGCAAAAUGUAUUCGCCAUCACAGAUUGGUGCUUUUGUUUUAAUGAAGAUGAAAGAAACUGCGGAAAGUUACUUGGGUACAACUGUGCAUAAUGCUGUUAUCACUGUCCCAGCUUACUUCAAUGACUCACAGCGGCAGGCCACAAAAGAUGCCGGCCAGAUUGCAGGACUUAAUGUCCUUCGAGUUAUUAAUGAACCAACUGCUGCCGCUCUGUCCUAUGGUAUGGAUAAAGCAGAAGAUAAAGUAAUUGCUGUAUACGAUCUUGGUGGUGGGACUUUUGAUAUCUCAAUUUUGGAGAUCCAGAAGGGUGUGUUUGAAGUAAAGUCGACUAAUGGCGAUACUUUUUUGGGCGGAGAAGAUUUCGAUAACACGCUUGUCAAUCAUUUAGUUACUGAGUUUCGCAAGGAGUCAGGCAUUGACCUAAAAAAAGAUCCUAUGGCAAUGCAGAGGUUGCGAGAAGCUGCGGAAAAAGCCAAAUGCGAACUUUCCUCAACUUCCCAGACAGAUAUAAAUUUACCUUACAUUACAAUGGAUGCUUCUGGUCCGAAACACUUGAAUGUGAAAUUGACCCGGGCGAAGUUUGAACAGCUGGUAGCUGAUCUUAUUAAGCGAACAAUUGAACCUUGUCGUAAAGCAAUGCACGAUGCUGAAGUGAAGCCUUCAGAAAUAGGUGAAAUUCUUCUUGUUGGUGGAAUGACGCGCAUGCCGAAGGUACAACAAACUGUCCAAGAAACUUUUGGAAAACAGCCCUCAAAAGCAGUUAAUCCUGACGAAGCUGUUGCUAUUGGUGCUGCUAUUCAAGGUGCGGUACUCGCAGGAGACGUUACUGACGUUCUUCUUCUUGAUGUCACACCUCUUUCGCUUGGGAUCGAAACUUUGGGUGGUGUUAUGACGAAGUUGAUUACGCGGAAUACUACGAUUCCCACCAAGAAGAGUCAGGUAUUCUCAACAGCUGCAGAUGGUCAGACACAAGUGGAGAUUAAAGUCUAUCAGGGUGAGCGUGAAAUGGCAGCCAACAAUAAGCUUCUAGGACAAUUUUCUCUGGUUGGUAUUCCUCCAGCACCGCGUGGUGUUCCUCAGAUUGAAGUUACAUUUGAUAUUGAUGCAAACGGUAUUGUAAACGUCAGUGCACGUGACCGAGGCACAGGAAAAGAGCAGCAAAUUGUCAUUCGGUCUUCUGGUGGUCUUUCUAAGGACCAGAUCGAGAACAUGGUAAAGGAGGCUGAGAAGCAUGCUGCUGCUGAUGCUGAAAGGAAGGAAAAGGUUGAAGUCGUCAACCAAGCCGAGAGUAUCAUACAUGACACAGACUCGAAGAUGACGGAGUUCCAAGACCAGCUUCCAUCUGAAGAGGCUGCUGCCCUUCGCAAGAAGAUUGAGGAGGUUAAGGCACUGUUGGCGAAGAAGGAUACUGAAACGGUGGCAACUUUAAGGGAAGCUAUUAGUUCUUUGCAACAACAGUCUUUGAAGUUGUUUGAAGCUGCAUAUAAGAAAAUGGCUGAAAAAAAUCAAGGAGGGGCGCAGGAAGCGAAAACAGCUGAAGAGCCAAAAAGUGAAAGCAAGUGA